Molecule: messenger RNA, 1383 nt
Organism: Egretta garzetta (little egret)
Lineage: Eukaryota; Metazoa; Chordata; Aves; Pelecaniformes; Ardeidae
Gene: TSN
Product: translin
Exons: 7
Coding region: 1-696 (231 amino acids)
Biological process (GO): RNA metabolic process
Cellular component (GO): nucleus; cytoplasm
Molecular function (GO): RNA binding; sequence-specific DNA binding; single-stranded DNA binding
Source: RefSeq, a predicted model, not a curated record
AUGACCCAAGGGGAGCAGUCUGUCAGUCUGGUGAACAGAAGCAUCAGCCUCACCAGGUGCAGUUUCGUUCACCUGCAGAGCUGGCUGGUUGCCAUCAGCCUGGUGACCUUGGUCAGCACAGUCGUGCUGGAGCUGGAGGCCCGGGAUUUCUCUGGCCUCCAAGAGGUACCAAAGAAAUGUCAGAAGGCUCGUGAACACUUUGGUACAGUGAGAACACAGCUGGAAUCUCUGAAGACCAAGUUUCCCGCUGAUCAGUAUUACAGAUUUCACGAGCACUGGAGGUUUGUGCUUCAGCGGUUGGUGUUCCUGGCAGCGUUUGUAGUCUACUUGGAGUCAGAGACGUUAGUGACCCGAGAAGCUGUUGCAGAAAUACUUGGGAUUGAAGCUGAUCGAGAGCGGGGUUUUCACCUGGACAUUGAAGACUACCUUUCUGGUGUACUAACUCUCGCCAGUGAGCUGGCCAGACUGGCAGUGAACAGCGUCACGGCUGGUGACUAUUCGCGCCCGCUCCGCAUCUCAACUUUUAUCAACGAGCUGGAUUCUGGCUUCCGUCUCCUCAACCUGAAGAAUGACUCCCUGAGGAAACGUUACGAUGGCCUGAAAUACGAUGUCAAGAAAAUCGAGGAAGUGGUUUACGACUUGUCGAUCAGAGGACUCAAUAAGGAGGCAACAGUUGGUGCGGGUGGAGAGAAAUGAAGGAUGCUCGUUUUAACAGCAUCAUUGAUUACCUCAGAUGGUUGCCAAUUUAGGAAGCAUGCUAGCAAAGCCUUCCUACAGUAGUUUAGAAGAACUGCAGCUGAAAGCUGCUCUCUAUUUUCUUACAAAAGGUGUAGUACGGGUGUUAGAUCUCAAAAUGUUUUGUAAAAUCAUGUCUAGAUUAGGGCAGGAGGCUCUCUGUUUCCAGUGGAAUUCCUCUGUCAAAACACACGGUGCCGUUCUGUGCGCAGCAGCAACAGUGGUCGGUAACUCCCCUGAGCUGAGAUUCGCAUUAGUUCCGUAGUGUCGCUUCACUGCUCUGGCAGUGAGGUGCUUCUCACGUCUCGCCUCACUCACUGAGGUGCUUCUCUCUUCUCACGCGCCUUUAGAGACGCGUGCACCGCGUGCAGCUCAGUGCAGGUACACGUACUGUUUUAAAAAACGCAGUGUGUAAAUAGCUAUACAAUUUUUUUAAGACACUGAUUUUUUUUUUUGCCUUUCUGUUUCUUAAAUUUUCACCUACGUCAGUAAGUUGAACAGAUUUGUGUAACUGUUUGUUAACCUCAUCUUUUAAAAUGGCUUCUGUUAAUGUAUCUCCCUUAAUUGAGAAAUUAGUGAAAAUAUUCCUGAGAAUUUCUCCAUUGGAACUGGUGUACCACACCCGGGCAGGCUCGGUCGGAAUUUUUU